AUGCUGAGAAUGGCUUGUCGGUGGGGCGCAGCCCCCUGGACCCGCCGGCCAGUCCCAGCUCCGGCCUGGUGCUCCAGGCCAACUACCACAGCCAGCGCCGUGAGUCCUUCCUCUACCGCUCCGACUCAGACUUUGACCUCUCACCCAAGGCCCCCUCGAGGAACUCGUCCACUGCCAGUGAUCUGGAAGAAAGCUUGAAGCACUGGGAAGUCAACUGGUUGUCUCGACAUGGAGAAGACAUGAUUGUGACACCAUUUGCACAGGUACUUGCCAGUUUGAGGACGGUAAGAAGCAACUUCGCCGUUUUGACCCAUCAGCAAGAUCGUCAACCCAGCAAGAGAAUUGGCAGUAAUCCACCGUCCAUGUUAAAUACAAGCUUAGCAGAGGAGCCGUUUCAGCAGCUGGCCGUGGAGACUCUGGACGAGCUGGACUGGUGUCUGGAGCAGCUGGAUACUCUGAAGACACGCCACUCCGUCAGCGAGAUGGCCUCCAAUAAGUUCAAGAGGAUGCUGAACAGAGAGCUCACUCAGCUAUCAGAGGCCAGCAGAUCAGGGAACCAGGUGUCAGAGUUCAUCUCCAGCACCUUCCUAGAAAAGCAACAUGACAUGGAGAUCAUGUCUCCACACAUCAAGGAGAAGAAGGAGAAAACGGACAAGAAGAAGCGUCCCAUGUCCCAGAUCGUGGGGGUAAAGAAGCCCAGAAUCAUCCCCAGUGUGGCCCCCUCCAACAUCCCCCGCUUCGGGGUUGCAGCCACUCAGGAGGGCUUUCUCGCCAAGCAUUUGGAAGAUAUAAACCGAUGGGGUGUGGAUAUUUUCAAAAUAUCUGAAUAUUCUGGGAAUCGUCCGCUGACGGUGGCGAUUUAUUCAAUUUUCCAGGAGCGAGAGCUGCUGAAGUCCUUCAAGAUCCCUGCAGACACCUUCAUCACCUUCAUGAUGACCCUGGAGGACCACUACCACCAUGAUGUGGCCUAUCACAACAACAUCCACGCUGCAGACGUGGUCCAGUCCACCCACGUCCUCCUCUCUACCCCUGCCCUGGAGGCGGUGUUCACUGACUUGGAGAUCCUAGCUGCUCUGUUUGCCAGUGCUAUACAUGAUGUGGACCACCCGGGGGUGUCUAACCAGUUCCUCAUCAACACCAACUCCGAGCUGGCCCUGAUGUACAACGACGUGUCGGUCCUGGAAAACCACCACCUGGCCGUGGGCUUUAAGCUGCUGCAGGAGGACAACUGUGACAUCUUCCAGAACCUCAGCAAGAAACAGAGGCAGUCCCUACGCAAGAUGGUCAUAGACAUGGUGUUAGCCACAGACAUGUCCAAACACAUGAACCUGCUGGCUGACCUGAAGACUAUGGUGGAGACCAAGAAGGUGACCAGUCUAGGAGUACUUCUACUAGACAACUAUGGAGAUCGUAUCCAGGUCCUCCAGAACAUGGUUCACUGUGCUGACCUCAGUAACCCCACCAAGCCCCUGGAGGUUUACCGCCAGUGGACUGACCGCAUCAUGGUGGAGUUCUUCACCCAGGGGGACAGGGAGAGGGACAAGGGCAUGGAGAUCAGCCCCAUGUGUGACAAACACAACGCCUCCAUCGAGAAGAACCAGGUGGGCUUCAUAGACUACAUCGUCCACCCUCUGUGGGAGACGUGGGCAGACCUGGUCCACCCUGAUGCCCAGGACAUCCUAGACACGCUGGAGGACAAUCGCGAGUGGUACCAGAGCAUGAUCCCACACAGCCCUUCGCCCACACCCGAGGCCCAGGACAAGAUGGGCCUGCCUGGGGGAGCCAUGGGAGCUGGAGGGGGUGGAGGUGGAUCCUCCACAGGAGAUAAGUUCCAGUUUGAGCUGACCCUAGAGGAGGAGGAGUGCGAGUCUGACACAGAGAGCCCUCCUGCAGAGGAGGAGGGGUACAGUAGCACUGGGAUGAAGCCUUCUAGGACUGACCCGGACAGCAGACUCCAUUCCAUGUCUGCCACUUCUCACCCACACACGCAAGUACUCUCCAAAAUGGCUACCUCUGUCCUCAAUCUUGGUGGCAGGACUUUGUCCACAGACUCUGACCCAGAAAGGGAGGCCACCGAAGACAGAGAACAUGACCAAGAAGGUAACGCCGGUGUGAGGCGCUUCAGGCUAGGUACAUAACAGUACAAUGUUCUUUUUUUUUUCUCUUAUUUUUUAAAAAACAUUUCUGAGCCUCCCCUCUGACCCCUUCAACCCCCAUCUCUGGCUUCCUUGGAUUGAAUGGCAGGACAAAGCUGGGGUAAAGAACGUAGAGGGGGUGCGUUCAGGAAGUCUGCACUUACACAGCAGUCACCUCGUACUGGAGAAAGGAGAGCCCCACUGUUCCUUCUUUGGUUGCAGAGAACAGGAAACCGUGUUUUUGAGCUGGUCUUUUGUGUUUUACCCGAUACGUCUCUGAGUUGGACGUGUCCCCGUAUUCAGCUUAUGUUUCUCAGAGACACUGAGAAAACCAACCUUCCUGUUUUGCAAGUCAAGCCAAGGUCUACGACAAAAGAGCAAAGAUUUUGUGGAACACGUCUUCCUUUUGACUACUUAUGACCGCUUGAAACAAUUGACGAAGCGACAAACUUAGUAACAACAAACACCACAAAGGCUUUUGAGACAUUAUGCCAAACAGAUUAAUAAACACGGACUUGGCCAAUGGCAACAUUUGCCUGCCUUUUCAACUGUUGGUCAUUUUGUCUUUAAUUUAAGUCCUUUUAAACUAGUGCAGAAAGUGGUUUAAACCGGUAAACUGCAGACUUACCAAAUAUGUACUACAAAGGACAAAGUACAGAGCAGAACGUCAGAAUUGAGGAAGAUAUUGUUUCAAUGUAGCACAACACUUUUUGGGUACCUUGUUGUAACAGCUACUCGGUGCAUCACUAGGGGUCUCUCAUCAGCCACACUCUUAACAACUGGUUUAGGGUCAGUUCUUCCUCCCACAGUCCUAACCACAGUCCUGUUAUGUGUAAACCAACAAAACCAACCCUGAGCCAGCCGUUAUAGGGACAUAUUAGUAACCCAAAGCUAUGCGGUGUGCACUUGGCACCUCCCAGUGUUGAAUAUCGGAAUUAAAGUCUGAACGUGUACUGCAAUUCAAGGCAUUCAAAAUGCCCAUACCUACAGUAAAUUGACUAUAGGUAUGUUAAGUGGAUUGGUUUUAGCGGUAUUGCUGUUGUAGGCAGGGGUAUCCAAAACAAGCACUUCAGUUAAGAUUCACCACUUGUCUGUAUGAUUUUAUUGGAUGUAGUUUUUUUCUAUUUGAAGUCCCUCAUAGUGUAUACAUACUGCUUUAUACUGUAAUCGUGUGUAUCCUUAACCUUUUUAUGGCAUCAGUUUGCCUCCACUUUUAGCACUUUACAAUUUUACUCACAGCCAAUCCUCAUCCUGCUUGGAAGGGCUUGAGCCAAUCCAUAAACACAUUGGAGGCAGGUGACUGAGAAUUUUUGUUUGCCACUGGCAACAUGGUAGCCAGCACGUACAUACCCUAGCACAUUAGGAUAACUAGUUGCAUUGAGGGAACCUGGACAGAGUUAAGUUAACUGUUUGACAGUACAGUAGGGCUGUGGGACAUUUUUUACAUUUACAUUUUAGUCAUUUAACAGAUGCUCUUAUCCAGAGCAAAUUACGACUUGAGCGCAUACAUUUUCAUCCUGGUCCCAGUGGGAAUUGAACCCACAACCCUGGCAUUUGCAAGUGCCAUGCUCUACCAAAUGAGUCAAACUGUACAAUGUCCUUUCAAGUCUAUUGUUGUUGUUACAGUAAAGGUCUCAAGUUUCCUACUUACUUCAGGUACCAUCAUCUGGUCACACUAUCAACCAGUUGAACUAGUAAAUAAAAAAGAUACAUUGGUAGAGUUUACAUAUGUUAUCACAGUUUGUGAAGCGCAUGGUGUAAUAUUUGCCAAACUAUUUCAGAAAUGUAUGAAAGAUGUGCCGCUCAAGGCAAUUGUAACUGUAAAAAAAAAAGAGAAAAAAAGACCGUUGGCCAUAGGCCAGUUUUCUGUGCUGAAAUUUUCACACCCUUUUCCUUUUGUCAUUGGUCAAUAUUCUGCUCUUCACAGGGACAUGACCAAUGACAGUACAAGUGCCAAGCAAGCAUGACACAACUCGUACUGUAAUUUCCAUUUUGCCCCAGGCUAAUUUCCAUCAAUGACUAAUGUUGAUCAUGUCGCCCUCCCUGUGUACCCUUUCUGCCCCAUAGGUUUUCUGUUUUAGAACAAUAAUUCACUGAUAACUGCACCUUUCUUAAUGUUUGAAUGGUUGGACAUUUAGAUGAAUUGAAUUUGUAAAGAAACCAAAGCACUUUGUAUGGUAAUUUUUACAAGUCUGUGCUUAAAGUACAGUCGAGUGUGAUGUAACUCUGUUGACUAAUCCACAUUAGUAUUCCGUAUUCUGGUAUUAUGUGGCUUGAUUAUUACAAUUGAUGCAUAGCACAGGCUGGACCACUGAAGCUAAAUUGGGGGACUUGUGCUAUGGAAUUAAAACUUUUUGGUAUCUAUAAUAUGUUUUGAUAAAGAUGCAUGAAAGAUGCUAGAUUCAUAAGGAAAUUAUUAAAGUAUCUAAAAUAAGCUCAUCUGUGAACAGAAACCUUUGAACCUACACAUGGAGUAAAUUGAUGUUGUGUUUUUACGAAAGAUCCAGAAAUGUGACUUUCUGGAGCCUUAUAUUUGUGUACGUUUUCUUUCCUCAUAGAUUGUAUACUCGAUAUGGUGGGGAGACACCAGUGCCAUGCACACAGUAGUUAAGGAGCACAAACAGUUCAGAACUCAAGCAAGCCUUUCUGUCUUUCUCAGCUGUCAUGAAAAAUGUCUUCACCAGCCAUUGUUAUGACAGUAUUUUCACAAGGAUUCAGUUAUGCUCUCUGUCUACCAUUGAUUGUUUUGUAUAUUUUCCUCACAAUGCUUUGUGUACAGUUUAUUUAUUAUUUCUAUAUCUGUCCGAAAAUGAAGAACUAUAGACUUUGUCGGAGGCUAAGUAUUUAUUUGUAGCUACCUUCCGAGCUUUGGGAGAAAAAAAAUCGGAUAGAUUUCAACUACAGUGCUCAACCAUGGAGGCUGGUGGGAGGACCUACAGAAGGACGGGCUCAUUGUAAUGGCUGGAAUGGAAUUAAUGGAACAGAGUAAUACAUGUGGUUUCCAUAUGUUUGAUGUGUUUAAUACCGUUCCAUUUAUUCCAUUCCAGCCAUUACAAUGAGACGUCCUCCCAUAGAUCUUGCCACCAUCCUCCUCUGGCACUCAACCAAAUGUUUUAGUUUCCUUAUGUCUGCCAUAAAAGAAAGCAAAAAAUAAUCAAACUUUCUCAGUUUCCUUUCAGUCGGUCAUUCGGUAUAACAUACUAUGUAGGGUCAACGACCAAUCCUAUUCACCAGAAGCAAAUUGAAAUCACUCCCAACGGGCCAAUGGAUGCCGAGCCUGCCCUCGGAUGCCCCGCCUUCCUGACAAUAAUACUGGGGCUCGCAUACAUUUCCUACAUUUUUGCAUUUGUUAACUACUUUCUGCUCUGCUUGUGUAGCUAAUACUUCCUUGUUUAGGUAGGGUUUGUGUUUGCUUAACACCCACUACUUUCUGCUCUGCUUGUGUAGCUAUUGCUCUGUUGCUUGAGUAAGAUGGCCAAUGGUAGGAGGAAGUUCAAAAAGGCUAACCAGCUGAGUUUGAACCUCCGACCAUGGCCUAGGGCAUGUGGUUUCACAAUAAAAUAUUAAGAAAAGAGUGCUAUCCUGCUUGCUUGGGGUGGAAACACACUUGGCUCAGGCCAGUUUGCGUGACCAAUGUCUCCGGCUGGGUUCAACCUCUAUUGGGUGUAGGGCUUACUUUGUGAGGAAGAUUGAGGCUGCUGGCGAAGGUUCUUCCAGUGAAAAUGAGAGUUUGGGAAUGGGGUUGUUUGAGGCCGGCGUAGAGUUGAUAGGGGUGUAAUCCCAACCAAGUGAGGCUCAUUCUGGUUUCUCUGGCAGUGUUCAGAGUCUGGAUUCCAGGGAUGAUAUACUAUCCCUGAUUGGCUCUGGAGGGUUUUCAGAGUGUCAAUGGGUUGACAUCAGUCUGGGGAAGCCUGAAGCACCGGCUUUGGAUUUGGCGGGGGAGAGUGAACCAUUGGUGCUUAAUGAACCAUUGUUGGAGCUGUGUCGUAGGGCGGCAGAUCACCUAGGGUUGGAUUGUCCUUCUCCCCUGCAGAGGAGUUCCUCCAGGUUACCUCCCGUCCCUGCAGCAGUGAUGAGUGAUGAGCUAAAGACAACCUGCGAUUCCCCUCAUUCAGCCAGGCUGGUGCUACCAGGUUGUAGUGAGUUCAUUAAUAGUGGGUAUGGAAGAGACAGGGCUCGUUUGCACACCACCAAUGGAUAGAAAGCUGGCGAGUUACUUAACUUCAGAGGCUAACAAGGGGGCAAAUCUGUCACACUCUGACCUUAGAGAGCCUGUUUAUGUCUCUAUUUGUUUGGUCAGGGUGUGAUUUGGGUGGGCACUCUGUUCUUUAUUUCUUUGUUUCUGGCCGAGUGUGGUUCCCAAUCAGAGGAAGCUGUCUAUCGUUGUCUAUUUUCCCACCUGUGAUUGUGGGUGGUUGUCUAUGUGUAGUUUGUUAUUUCUGGUUUUGUUGGCGACAUUAUAAAUAAACUAAGAUGUACGCUCACCACGCUGCGCCUUGGUCCACUUCUUCCGACGAGCGUGACAAAAUCCUAGCAUGGUGAUUCCAAAUAAACAGUGCUGAUCCUCAGCGGAUCAGCUGGACAAAGUUAUGUCUGUCCCACUGUACUAUCCUGGCUGUGGGGGAAAGUAUGGGGGGCGAUGGUGGUGGCUCAGUGCCACCUCUGGUUGAUGUUGUCCUGGAUUCCUGAGAGGGACAGGAGGAUGUAUUUGGAUGAGACAGUUUAGUCAAAAAGGUUGUUUUGCUCGGCUAUGGAGUCCUUACGGGCCAGUUUCGGGAGAAACAAAAGCAGGACGUAGCUCUAUGGGUCCUUUUCCAACUAAAAUCCUUUGCGGUUCUGCAGUUCCGAGGCGUGAAGGAAAGGGUGCAGGCCUAAGGCGGGUUGCCGCCUUGGUGCUUCUGGGCAGCGGCGGACGUCUUGGCACAGACGGCGUGCUGGUUUGAAGGAACGCAGGGUGCAAGCAGAUUCUUCUGUGACACCGGGGAAGAAACAGACCUCUCAACCCUAGCUGGAGGCUGGGAGAGGGGGCGUGCUCUCUGGGCCCUCCUUCCCAAGCAUUUACUGUGGCAACAGUGCUCCCAAGUGGCUCGGUCAAUAAGGGGCAAGUUACUGGUUGCCGAAGUCCCCGAACCCAUUGUGGGCAUAAUAAACACAGUUCCUUCCUCACAUUCAGACACGCAGUUGUCAAAAGUGGUGGAAAUGAAAAACAAGUAUACAUUUUUUAUUUUUUAUAAAUUAACCUAAAUUAUCCUAGGAGAUAAUAUGGCGCUCCCACACUGCCACGCUUGUUUCCCAUAUGGUGUUCAUAAUGAAUCACAAGAGAAGUUGUUGACUCUGGCUCAGCGCUCAGCGCAUUCAGUUUCUGGACCUUGCUCUAGACUCGGUGCUGAAUCACGCGUUUUUGUCCCAACAGAGGAGGGUCACAUUCCGGCUGGGGCCCUCGGUGCCAUUUCGCUCGUGCCUGUGGUUAUUGGGUCUAAAGGCCUCUAUGAUGGCUGUGGUGCCUCUGGGACUUCUGUUGAUGCGUAUAUUUCAGCGCUAGGUGACUGCUAGUGUCUGGACGCAUCUCGCCACUGCCAUUGGUUGCUUAGGGUUUCCCCGUCGUUGCUAUCAAUGAGGCAUUUCCUUCCGAUGUUUUAGGGCCAGCAUGUGUUGGUAAGGUCUGACAACAGGACGAUGGUGGCGUACAUCAACAGGAAGGGGGGACGAGGUCUCUCUUUCUCCUAAACCUGGCACGUUAUCUCCUCGUAUGGAGCAGUGCGAAUUUGCUGUCGCUCAGGGCAAAGUAUCUUCCCGGAUCUCUCAACGUGGGUGCAGAUCUACUUUCCAGGGCGGAUCCUAUCUCUAAGGAGUGGAGACUGCACCCCUCAGUGGUUGCCCAGAUAUGGGACCGGUUUGGCAGGGCCGACGUAAAGCUUUACACAUUGCGAGAAAAUGCGCAUUGUCGACUUCUUCUCAAUGAGAGAUCUGGGCACUUUGUUGUGAGCGGAUGCUUGGCAUAUCAGUGACCUCGGACCCUGCUCUAUGCGUUCCUCCAGUGGACCUGAUUCAGGCCACUGUGGAGAGGGUCCGUCAGGAAGGUCUGUUGUUCAUUCUGGUGGCUCCCUCGUUGGCCCAGACAACCCUGAUUCCCGGAGAUCCUCUGCCUGUUAGGCGGGUUUCUGAUGUUCUUGCAAGAGCUAUUUGAGAAGGGCCUUUCUUUUUCCAUAUUUAAGUUUAUGUAGGGACCCGUGGAGGGGUUCCGUGUCAUCAGGAUCUAUUGUCUAUUGACACCCAAGGCCGUAGAUAUGGCUCUGCAGAGUUGGCCCCUGAAAGGUUGAAUUUGAUGACAAGGGGUUUAUCCUCAAACGUGAUUAUGACUAUACAGUUGGGCGUGUGCACCCUCUACGAGAGGGUUGUAUAUAAGUGGCACGCGUUUGAGGUUUGGUGUCAGGUUAAAGGAGUUUCUGAUGUUCUUGCAAGAGCUUUUUGAGCAGAGCCUUUCUUUUUCCAUAUUCAAGUGUAUACGCCAGCCAUCCCGGCGUGUCAUGUAGGGAUUGACGGCUCUACCCAGGGGUCCUAUCUGGUGGCCCUGGUGGUGUGGUUCCACAUUGAGUGAGCCUCCUUUGGGACAGUUGGUGUCUGUAGACAAGACUGCCCUGCUAAUGGCCUUGGCGUCAGCCAAGCAUGUUGGGGAUAUCCACAUGCUAUUAGUACACCCCUGCGACUCCAAAGUGUCACAGCAGGUGCCCUGUUGUUUGGGACUUGCGGUUCCUUGUGUGAGUUCUGGCAUUCCAGACUCCUUGGAUCUCUGUGUGAGACUUUUUUGAACCGCGAGGGAAUAGCAGUGGGGAGUAGUGGUGCUAAGGUUGCUGCAGCACCCCCUGAAAAAUCGGAAUAGUAAGAUGUAUUUUGUUUAUCUUCACAAAAGUAGUGCACUGGGCCUUUACUAGUCCUGUAUUAGCUGACUGAUAUAGCAAUCUGUAGGGUCGGCCCAAAAAAUAUAAUUAUGCAGCCCCUUCCCCCGUCGGUGACAGAAUAGCAGCACCCCCAAACAUGUUUCCCGCAGCUAUGCGCAAGUGUCUAUGGACUUGGGCCAAUGUUAGGCAGCGUUUUGUCCAGGUUACCACAGUUUCCCUGUGGGUUUGAGCCUUGGGCUGCCGUGGCAAUGCGCAGGCUGCCUUGGUUCAUUGUGCGUGUGCUCUUUAACAAGUCACGACAGGUGUUCUGUUGUUUUGGACUUGCGGUUCCUUGUACAAGUUCUGACAUGUCAGGCUCGCAAGUUAAUUAAGUAUUGUUCUUGGAACUGUGGGGUCUAUGGACUUGUGCUGCAGUGGCAGCGUGUCAGUGUGCAUUGCCAAGUUGCAGCAGGUUCUCUAGGUCCCCAUAUGGGGUUCAGGCAGUUCAGAAUUCUUGGGUAAGUAUCAGAGAAAAAGGUGACUUCUGUAAACCCAUUUUGCAGCCGGUGGAAGCUGUGUGUGUGCUUGGGCUGUCGUGUGGUACCCUCUGAGCCGGCUUGGAGCAUGAUUGAAAGUACCCAUAGUGUGUUAUACCGAGUGACCGACUGAAAGGAAAUGUACAGUUAUGAAUAUAACUACUGUUCCCUGAAGGAGCGAACAAGGUAUAACCUAUUUUGACCCCACGCCAUCAGGGGGUUUGGGCUCGCUGAAGAGCAGUACUGAAUUUAGGAAGUGUAUGCGAUCCCUCAUAUUAUAGCCAGGGAGGUGGGGCUUCUGAGGGCGGGCUCUGCAUUAAUUGGCCCGUUGGGAUUGAUUUCAGUUUGCUUCAGGUGAAUAGGAUUGGUUGACCCCCUAUAAUAUGUUCUACCUUGUUCCCUCCUUCAGGGAACAGUAGUUCUAUUCCUAACUGUAUGUUUUCUAGAUAGCAUCAGUAGAGUAGGAGAUUCCUCCUUGUUUCAGGCACAGUGUUCCUAUGUUUUUCUCCGGACCAGAACUAUUCAGUCUGCAGUCUCGACAAUCUAAACACAACUGUUUACUAUGGGUUUCAACGCUCUUACUGUACCUGUACGCCUGUCCACUUUGCCAAUAAAGAAGUCUACAUGCUUUUGA
Messenger RNA from Oncorhynchus mykiss (rainbow trout), 10183 nucleotides. NCBI's taxonomy places the organism in Eukaryota, Metazoa, Chordata, Actinopteri, Salmoniformes, Salmonidae. The record is from RefSeq and is a predicted model, not a curated record.